This is a messenger RNA of Psammomys obesus (fat sand rat), 546 nucleotides long. RefSeq names its product C-C motif chemokine ligand 17 (gene Ccl17). Gene Ontology annotation, cellular component: extracellular region. The record is from RefSeq and is a predicted model, not a curated record. Gene Ontology annotation, biological process: monocyte chemotaxis; G protein-coupled receptor signaling pathway; positive regulation of ERK1 and ERK2 cascade. NCBI's taxonomy places the organism in Eukaryota, Metazoa, Chordata, Mammalia, Rodentia, Muridae. Gene Ontology annotation, molecular function: CCR chemokine receptor binding; chemokine activity. Bases 52 to 363 code for a protein of 103 amino acids. The transcript has 3 exons.
GAGGUUAAAUAGGUCACUUCAACGCUGAACACCAAGACAAGCAGAGCACCCAUGAAGAUCUUCACCUGGGCUUCUGGCACCAUGACAUCACUUCAGAUGCUGCUCCUCACUGCCCUGCUUCUGGGGACUUCCCUGCAGCACGCCAGUGCUGCUCGAGCCACCAAUGUAGGCCGAGAGUGCUGCCUGGAGUACUUCAAGGGGGCCAUUCCCCUCCGGAGGCUGGUGGCGUGGUACAGGACCUCAGCUGAGUGCUCCAGGGAUGCCAUUGUGUUUGUAACAGUCCAGGACAGGCUCAUAUGUUCAGACCCCAAAGACAAGCAUGUGAAGAAGGCCAUCAGGUACUUGAGGAGCCUAAGGCAGUAGCCUGUCAUCAACCUCUCAGCCUGGAGCAUUUGAGGACUUCAGUAUUGGUGCCCAUGAUCCCAACCUGUGUCUGGUGGAGGCCUGGAGAGCCCAAGAGAAGCCGCAGAGUGGGAGUCCCUGUCCCCCCUUUUAUGGACUCAAGCUACAGGUGCACGCGUGCACGCAAACACUGAUUAAAGCUCU